AAUCGUACACAUGAGAUUAACCAAAGCAACUAAGACAAAACAUACUGCCAUAAACAGAAGGUCCAAGAAUGACAACCUCAUAUCUCCAUAUCUAAACACCUUUGAUCCCAGCCUGUAUGAAACCUGUAUAUCCAAAUGUUUGUUUGGGGCCAAUCUUGUUGCAACCGAAAAUACCACAGAUCUGUUGAAUAAAGCUGCAGCCUGCAGAGUUUUCCAAGUACAGUUAUCUACUCUGAAAUUUAGAUGAGUUCAUCCCCUGCCGACGGAAUCGCUGAUCCAAAAUUUUACCACAUGCUAAACUUUACGAAACCUCGAUCUCCUUGUAAACGUGAAAGUACCUUUGAGAUCACUUUUAAUGGAAGUGAUUCUUGUAUCUCCACCUUACCUUAAUAAUGAAAUCAAAGAUUUUAGAAAUAUUGAUGCUAAGCGAACAGAUCUCUCAGGAUCCUUUGACUUGCCAGAAGACAAACACAAAUCCCCUGAAAAACUAAUUGAGCCUCAAACAAAACCUCGGUCGUCAACUGCAAGGCACCCUUAGACAAAUCGCUUUCAUAAUCACCUUGUUCAAAACGCCUAACUUUGAUCUUCAUCUUCCUCGAAACCUUAGACAUAUCAUGUCAUCGUAAUCACCUUUAAAAUUGUUUCGGACACAUCACCAAACUACACAGCGGUUACCUUCUUGAAUCCUCUUUUGAUUCACCAGAACACGACGAGAAAUCCUAUAAAACCCUAAUUGAAUUAAACCUCAACCAAAACUUCGAUCUUCAUCUUCUUCAAACACUCAGAGAUAUAGCCUUCAAAUUUGCCUCUGUCAAAAAAAUCCUAUAUGCAUCGAUCUUCACCUUUAUUGUAUAUUGGAAAUCAUCGAUGAAACCUUCUGAUACACAAUUCUGUGAUUAUCUCUUUUAUUAAUAUGAGUAAUUAAUAUAUUAAACAUUAUUAGUAAAUAUACAUGUUUUGAUAAUUGGAAAAGAAAAUGGAAUGUUUUGUAAUUAAUAGAAAAUUUCAGGGGUAGAAUCAUAAGAAGUAUUCUGCUUUAAUAGUAUAGAUGUGCAUGCAUUAUUUUGUACAGUCUCGUUUAUACCUACUCUUUCAUUACUUUCAGAUUAAAAAAAAUUAACGAGUCAAUAUCUCAUAUCAUUUUCAAAAUAUUUGAGAUAAGUAUCACGUAAUAUAUACUCUCAUGUUUCUCUUAUUGUGCCGUUUUAGUUUUUUUUUUUUAAGUUUAACAUUUGGCACAAAACAUUAUAUUUCAGAAAUUUUGUAUGUAAAAAUAUUGACAACUAAAACAGUGUUGAACAGAAAAACAUUAUUUUCAGAAAUUUCAUUAUAAAAUAGAAACCCAUAUUAGAUAACCUUUUUCUCAGCAAAAAGGAAAAAAAAAAUCGCGAAAAAGUUAAAUUUUCCUCUCAUUUUCGUCAGCUGAUUUUCUUCUGUGCGGAAAGCAAAAUUGUAAUGCGGAGUGAUACACAGAAUAUAAAGAAAUAGAGAGCAUGAUAUGUCCUAAAAGGCUACAAAACCAAUGCAACGAAUGGAGGAGAGCAAAAAGUCGAAAUGCAUGCAAAUACUUUCCUAUUUGUUAUUGAAUUUUGUCUUUGACUUCUCAAGUUUUACUAACUGUCUUCUAAAUUAUUUAUUUUUGCCAACUCAUGCAACUGUUUCUAAAUUUUAAUUGUUUUAAAGUUUAGAAACUUAACAUUUUAAAUUUUCUUUUGGACGAGGAUUUGUGACACCCAAUAAUAACUUAACCUUGCUAUCCUAGUUUCUUGACUCCAACAUUUAUUUUAUGUACAAUAGUUGUCACUCAAUUAGAUUCGUAUCACUACAAAAAAAGUGAUUAAAUCACUUAAAUUGUAUCAGAAAAUUAAAUGAUUCUGUUUUAAAUUACUUAUCUACAAAUGAGACAAACAUAUAUUAUUUAGAAUCAAUUAUACUCCAUCCUAAUAAGUAAUGUCAUUAUUAAUUUAUUUUGCAUCAAUUCAAUAUUAGUGAUAUGCUUUUUAUUCAUUUGUAUCGAUUUAACACAAAUAAUAUUAUUAUAUGUAACUGUAUCAAAUAAAUAAUUGAUACAUUUACUUAUUUUAUUUAACAUCACUUAUAUAUUUGAUACAAAACUUACAUCACUAUAAAAAUGAUACUAAUAAAAAUUAUGUAAUUAUAUAUUAUUCUAACAUCUAUUUAAUUGAAAUGAUAUCAAUCCAAUGCAACUAGCUCUUGAUCUCCGAUAAAACAGCUCGAUCAUAGUUGUAUUAUCCAUUCGAGCUCGAUCAGAGAUGUCUUAUCGGAAAUCGAGAGCUAGUUGCGUUGAAUCGUGUGUGGGCGCGGAGGAAUUCUCCAGCAGAUCGAUUAAAACAGAUCGAAAAAUAAAAUCUUUAGUGAGUUGGAACCAGAACUCGAUCGUGGUGGUAUUAACCAAUUACCUUCAUGUUAAGAUGUCAAUAUCCACAUUUAAUUUUGUUUACAUGUUAAUAUAUAUAUAUAUAUAUAUAUAUAUAUAUAUAUAUAUAUGUAAACAGAUCUUAAAAGAUAUAAUUUUUUUUAUAUAAUUUAUUAUGACAAUAUUUUUGUUCAAUAAAUUUUAGAAUUUGAGAUAAAAAUAAAUGAAAACUUAAAGUAGAAUAAGAAAAAUAAUAACAUAAAAUAAUUAAAAAAACUAACUAUCAUAUACUUUUCUUCUCAAAGGAAAAGACAUUAUUGUCCAAAAAAUCAAUUGACCCCACAGAAAAAUAUCUUACAUGUGAAAAUUGUCUCGAAGUAUAAAGGUAAACUCAAAAUGUGAUCUAAAUAUUAAUCAACUCUAGACUUUAGCUGCAUUUGGAAACCUCACAUGUAUCUACGUAAAUGCCAUUUAAUUUACACUAACCAACUUAUGUCUUCUGUAAAUAAAUACACUUACAGAUUCACAAACUUCUCCAAUCUUCAACUUUUAUCUGAGAAAACAGUAAACCGUGUUCUUAAUAAUGUCGAUGAAAGUUGUAUCCAGUCUUGCUUGUCUAUUUGUCACCGUUCUGUCUCUCAAUGAGAAGUAUACACACUUUCACCAAGCUUCGCUGGUGUUAGUUGUCGACUUGAACGGCGGCGGCAACUUCACCACCGUACAGAGCGCCAUUGAUGCGGUACCUGAUUCAAGCUCUUUCAGAACUCUCAUCGUCAUAAACCCUGGUAUUUACAGGGAAAAGGUUACGGUCCAUAAAAAGAAGACAAACGUUGUGCUUCAAGGAAAAGGGUAUCAAAAAACAAUCAUAGAGUGGAACGAUACAGCCCUAUCAUCAGGAGGCACUUUCUAUAGCUUCUCUUUUGCUGUCUAUGCGGAUAAUUUCGUGGCUCACAAUGUCAGUUUCGUGAACACUGCCCCGGAACCGAGACCUGAAGUUAAAGGCGCACAAGCCGUUGCUAUGCGGCUUCAAGCGGACAAAUCAGCGUUUUAUGGCUGUGGCUUCUACAGCGCACAGGACACGCUGCUCGAUAGCGAAGGCAGACAUUUCUUCAAGGAAUGUUAUAUCCAAGGCUCUAUAGACUUCAUUUUCGGCAAUGGAAGAUCAAUCUACCAGGAUUGUACUAUCAGGUCAAUCGCUAAGGAGACUAGUUCGGGGAUAAGCGGAAUCAUAACAGCUCAGGCAAGGGACUCAGAAUCUGACCAAACAGGAUUCUCCUUUGUGAACUGCACCAUUUCUGGAACCGGGAAAAUAUGGCUUGGGCGAGCUUGGAGAACCUUUUCUACUGUCGUAUUCUCUAACACCUAUAUGUCGGAAGUCAUCUCACCGGAUGGAUGGAAUAACUUUGGCAACACGACCAGAGACAGGACUGUGACUUUCGGAGAACACAAGUGUUUUGGAGAAGGAGCUAACUACACCAAGAGAGUUGCAUACGGGAAGCAGCUAACUGAUGCUGAAGCAGCGAAGUUCACUGACAUUUCAUUCAUUGAUGGGCAACAGUGGCUUAACCAAUCGGACAUUUUUCUCCAAGCUGAACUCUGAAGAUACCUCAUCAGUUCUUACUUACUGAUGUAGCUAAGUAAGGUCUUCUUAUUAAGUACUUAUAAAAAAAAAGGUAUCAAGGGUCUAUUCCUUGCUAGAAAUGAAAGUAACUAGAUAUUGAAGCUGGUAUGUAAUUUAUGCAAGUUAAUUAAAUCGUGGUUGACAUGGUUGAUAUAAUUUGUAUGACUACAGUGUGGUGGUAAUUGUCUCAUUGAAGUGUUUUUAUGCAUCUAUGUGUGUUUGGACAUAGAACAUAACAGUAUAGACUCUAAAACAGCAAGCAUGCAUGCGUACACUUAGCAUUAACCCUCAAUGCCAACAUUCUUUUGAACCAAAGUUUUUAGCAUUCUUAUCCCUAAGACAAAUAUAAUUCUAUCAACUUCUCUGCUUGUCCCUACAAGAUGAAAACUGCCUUCCUCUAUGGAUCUUCACCUAAGGAUCUGCAUACAGACCAAGAAUGGACUUGCCUUUUCCGUUUUCUGCAGUCUCAAACACACAACCUUUACAGUAGCUAGUGUCUAAUUCAACUGUGAAACUGGAAUGAUCAUUUUAUUUUAGCACAUUCAAUUAACUUGAUCUGCAAGUAAAGAUCCAUUUUUUGUCAACAAUAGAAACAACAAGGCUUGAGAAGCUAAAAUUGGUUGUUAUCUAAAGGGAAAAGCUUUGUAUACUAUGAACCUGAAAGCGUCAGUUGAUCCAAUAGCAAUGAUGCUAUGGAAACAU
Messenger RNA from Brassica rapa (field mustard), 4700 nucleotides. RefSeq names its product probable pectinesterase 15. Gene Ontology annotation, molecular function: pectinesterase activity. NCBI's taxonomy places the organism in Eukaryota, Viridiplantae, Streptophyta, Magnoliopsida, Brassicales, Brassicaceae. Gene Ontology annotation, biological process: pectin catabolic process; cell wall modification. The record is from RefSeq and is a predicted model, not a curated record.